Molecule: messenger RNA, 1422 nt
Organism: Diaporthe amygdali
Lineage: Eukaryota; Fungi; Ascomycota; Sordariomycetes; Diaporthales; Diaporthaceae
Exons: 4
Coding region: 1-1422 (473 amino acids)
Molecular function (GO): FAD binding
Source: RefSeq, a predicted model, not a curated record
AUGGUCCGAAUUGUCACCAGGCUAUUGCAUUACGACGAAUCGGACAACAACUUCACAAUCUGGGACCAGAAACAGUUGGAGACGCUGUAUGCCUGCCGCGUCGAGCCCGCUUCCGCCGAUGAGGUUUCGAAAGUCCUGCAAGUGCUCGUGAAUAGCUGGUGUAAGUUCGCCGUAAGAUGCGGGGGCCACUCACGAUACCCGGACGACUCCGUCUCCAUUGGCGGAGUCACCAUCGACCUAGGCUUGAUGAAUACCACCAUUGUGUCUGAUGAACGAACGACCGCCCGUGUCGGCGGAGGAGCUCUUUCGCGCCAAGUCUUCGCUGCUCUGGAUCCAUACGGCUUGGCCUAUAUCGGGGGCAGAGUCGGACAAGUCGGCAUGGGCGGCUUCACAAUUGGUGGUGGCACGUCCGUUCUCGCAGCAAAGUACGGGUGGGCCCUCGACAACGUCUUAGAAUAUGAAGUAAGCCAACUCAUCUUGGCCUCAGAAAUCCUUUGCUUACCCUAUAAGGUUGUACUGGCCAACUCCACGAUUGUGACGGCAUCCGAAAACUCCCACGCAGACUUAUAUUAUGCCCUUCGAGGGGGUGGGAACAACUUCGGCAUUGUCACAUCGUUCAACGUCAAUGUGUUCCCGCAAGGCCCUGUGUACACUGGAUCACGAUCCUUUGCCGACAACCAGACGAAUCGUUUCUUCGAAGAGGCUGAGAAGAUUUUCACUCUUGAGGACUCAGUAGAUACCAACGUCGGUUUCGAAUACAGAUAUACUUACUCUGGCCAAGAAGGAUGGACAAUGUCAAGUACACAACGUUACGCCGAACCUGUCAUGAACCCUGCUGUGUUUGAUGCUCUCAAUAGUGUCCCGGCUCUGGGAAAUCUCACGGGAGCCAUUAACACUCUGGCGAGCAGCACAAGCUUAGGUGGGCCUCUGGGAACUACAAGGAACGUCUUCGCCUCUUUGACACAUUACCCUUCCAUCGAGCUAAGCAAGGAAGGCAUUGCCAUUCUCAAGGAAAUGACGGAAAAGGGGAAUCUGACCGGUCUUAAUCCGCAACUGAUCUCAUAUUCGAUCCCCACCGCGACGAUGGAGAUGUCGAGGACACGAGGGGGUAACGCCCUCGGCCUUGACGUCGAAGGCCAUCUCAUCAUCAACCUCCUUUCUUUGACCUGGCUCGAUAGAAAUAUGGACAGUGCUGGAUAUGCCUUCGCGGAUAGCUUCAUCUCUGAAUUUCGAGAAGCUGCAGAGAAAUUCGACGUGUUCCAUCCCUACAUCUACAUCAAUUAUGCGAACAAGGGUCAAGAUGUUUUUGGCGGUUAUGGCGAGGAAAACCGACAGAGGCUCAUUGAGAUCUCGAAAGCAGUUGAUCCCAAUGGUGUUUUUACGUCUUCGGGACUUUGGACCGGCUUCUUCAAGGUACGAUGA